AUGACCAAAUGGCAUCUCAGGAACCCUUGGCUCGUGGUGUGCAGCGACAUGCUUCUCAUGGUUGGCUGCCAGAGUGAUUACCUAGGAACAAGGGAUGUAUUUGAAGCUUACCGUCUUGACAAUUCGACUGAGCCUGCAAAGUGGGUGAAGGUGGAGAGGUUGGAGAACUGGGCAAUAUUCAUCAGCAACGACCAGAGAAGCCACUAUCAUGCCUGA
This is a messenger RNA of Miscanthus lutarioriparius, 216 nucleotides long. The record is from the annotation of a GenBank genome assembly. Lineage: Eukaryota; Viridiplantae; Streptophyta; Magnoliopsida; Poales; Poaceae.